GUCAUCUCACUCAUUCCACUCUCCGACACUCCGCAACCUUCCUGCCCCUCCGACGACCCGAUUAUCCAUCCUCUUUCCUCUCUCCACACAUCUCGCACCGGGCUUUAGGCUCGACGGUCGACUUAGCCUCUUGUCCUCGCUGUCAUCUCCUCUUCCUCCUCCUCUUCCAUCACAUCCUCAUCGGUUCCCACCGGCAUUGCCAUCUUCUUGCCCCGCACACUCCUAGCGCCUCCGCCCACCUUCCGCCCCACAUAUCGGCAGGUGACCGCGCUCCCUUCCUCCCCUACGCCUUGCUCACUCUUCACCUCUUCUCGUUCUCGUACUUGCGUCGCCUGAUCACUCACUCACAAUGACGUCUCCUAUCGACGGCUCGCGCAUGCUGCCAACACUGGCAGCUCGCGCCUCCUUCUCCCCUGCGCCCAUCACCUCCGCUGCCGCCGUCAAGAACAACGACAGGGAAGAGCGCCGCGCUGGCAGACUCGCGCUGGGUCGCCGCAUCUCUGCCGACUUCUCCGCCGAGCCUCUCCGCGCCCCACGCUUGCCCCGCAGCACCGCGCCCCCUGCUCCCUCCUCAGGCGCGGCGUCAGAACGUACGCCCCUUCUCUCGGCUCCAUCAACGGGGGUCGUUGCGCCGAGCUAUGCCGCGAACGGUGCAAACGGGAAUAGAGAUAACGACGCCGAGUGCGCGCAUGACGCGGUGGCCGCGCGCCGCGCCAGUGCUGCCAGCACCAAGGGCCGCUUCCAUGGCCUUCCCGGCAUGAAUCGGCCCGCGACGGUGUGGAAUGAGUUCAACGUCCUCAUUGCAUCUAGCAUCCCGCUGAGCGCGGGGCUUAUGCUUGAGAAUGCACUCAACACCAUCAACAUUCUUGUGUGCGGCAGACUCGGCGCAUCGGAGCUCGCCGUAGCCGGUAACUCGAGUCUGCUCGUCAUGGUUACUGGUUACCCGAUCCCGCUUGCCAUUGCUGCGGCCUUCACCACUCUUUCGGCUCCCCUGUACGCUCAGCCUGAUGCGCGCCAUCACAUCGGCCAUUGGCUCCAGCGCGCCAUUCUGCUUUCGCUCGUCUUGUCUUUCCCAGUCAUGCUGUUCUGGUGGUUCAUUUCGCCUCUCCUCCUUGCUCUCAAGCAGCCACCCGAGCUCGUUGCGGGCAUGAAGUGGUACCUUCGUGCAGCAACGCUCGUACUCCCAGCCCUGGGCCUCGUCGAGUCUAUGAAGUCGUACCUGCAGGUGCAGGGCAUCAUGACACCGCCUCCACUCAUCCUGCUCUGCCUUCUUCCCGUGCACGCUGGUAUUGCCAUCUACCUGGUCCAUUACACCUCCCUCGGCGCACCAGGGGCCGCUCUUGCAACCGCGGCAACACUUUGGAUCGCUGGCAUCCUCCUCGUCGUUCUUGCGCUCCAUACCCGCGCUCGCGAGUGCUGGGACGGCCUUUCGAAGAAGGCUUUCGCGGACCUGAGCACUGUCAUCUGGCUUGCGAUCCCUGGCGCCCUUAUGUUUGGCUCGGAGCUGUGGGCAUUUGAAAUCAUCGCUCUUCUCGCUGGCCGACUUGGCAAGGUCGCUGUCGCAGCGCAGGCGGUCAUCUCAACUUUGGACAACAUCGUGGCCAUGGUCCCAUACGCCAUCUCAAUCGGCAUCGCGAACCGCGUCGGCAACCUUCUUGGGCACGGAUCGCGCGGCAUCCCGCGCGCGCGCAAGUCUGUGCUUGCUGGUCUGUGCCUCGAGGUGCUGGUGGCGGGCUCGACGGGUCUCGCGGUUUUGAUUUUCCGGAAUAAGAUUGCCGGCAUUUUCACGGACGACAAGAAGGUUGCGCGGGAGGCAGCCGAGGCGGCCGUCUUCGUCGCCUCGUACCAAGUCUUUGACGGACUGCAGAAUGUUGGGGCGGCGUGCCUUCGCGCUUUCGGUCGCCAGAACAUUGGCUCGCUCAUCCACUUUGUGGGCUACUACAUAAUUGGCCUGCCGAUCGGCGCUUGGCUUGGGCUUGGUCCUCCUCACUGGGGCCUGAGUGGACUGUGGGCCGGCGCGGCGCUCUCUCUCGCGUGUACUAGCGCCGCCGAGAUUGCCUUCGCUGCGACAAUCAAGUGGGAGGCCGAGGUCGAGCGUGUGCAGCUUCGCGAGGAGGACAUGAGUGAUUCGGACGACAGUGAAGACGCGUAAGGAUUCUGGUCUGCAAUUUUAUAGGGAUCAGUAGGUCCGCGCACAUCUCACAAGUCAUAGCACGGCGGAGACGCGUCUCGCCUGUUCACCGUUCACUGUGUUUCUUCGCACAGGCUUACGUCGUGUACACGUAUGCAAAGGUGUCGCGUCA
Messenger RNA from Cutaneotrichosporon oleaginosum, 2303 nucleotides. RefSeq lists its product as uncharacterized. The record is from RefSeq and is a predicted model, not a curated record. Gene Ontology annotation, biological process: transmembrane transport. Gene Ontology annotation, cellular component: membrane. NCBI's taxonomy places the organism in Eukaryota, Fungi, Basidiomycota, Tremellomycetes, Trichosporonales, Trichosporonaceae. Gene Ontology annotation, molecular function: xenobiotic transmembrane transporter activity; antiporter activity.